AUUCCCAACCAGCCAUGCUGUCCAUCGGAGCCCUGGCCAACAUCAAGCACACGCUGCAGAAGGAGCUCUUCCUGGCCUCCGGUGAACGCCUUCUUUCUGUCGUCACAGUAGUUAAGAAAAAAGACAAGAAGCCGUGCUAUCUCUGCGUUGUUACUACGGCACCCCCAGUUCCUGUGAUUACUCUCUGCCUAGUGAAGCAGUCGGAGCAGCGGGACGGCGAGUACAAGCGUAAGCGGAGCUGGCAGCUGGACGAGAUCAAGUGGGUGGACGGGAGGAACGAGCAGUUCGAGACUCACGAGUUUGAUCUGCAACUCGAGAAAGUGUAUAAAUGGUACGCCCUUAAUCUGCAUGAGCGCCAAAACUUCCUGGCGGUGCUAAACAGGCAGGUCCAGAAGAGUGUGCGUGGCCAGAGGGCCGAGUUCCGGAAUGUGCCAAGUGCUUGGCUUUCGGAGAAGUCGCCGGAAAAGGUGGCUUUGGGCAGAGCGGCCCAGAAGGCCAUACAGCACACCGACGACGAGGAAGACGAGGAGGAGGCCCAAGAGUUCACCGCCCUCACCGACAAAGAAGCCAAUGAGCUGGGGAAACUUUUCUCCGAGUGCGACUUUGCCAUCAAGGAUGCGGAACAGUUCAUCGAGCAGUUAUCCCGUGAACUGCACGACCUGGAUGGGGCAAACAUUCAAAGUGUCUUGGCAUCGGAGCAAAAGGUUUUGAAGAUGAUGGAACACAUCGACAAUGCCAUCUCUGAAGCUGACAAGUUCGAGACUCGCCUGGAUAGCUAUGAGGAUAUUCUGGGCCAUGUUAAGGAGACCAUGGAGAAAAUUGGCGGGAAGAAUGCCAUGAUCGAGAUAGCCAACAAUAACAAUAUUAAACUGAUGAAGGAACUCAACAAAGUCAUUAGCCAACUAGACUUGCCGCACAGCCAGCAGCAGGCCCUGGAUGAACCUGAUCUUAAGACAACCACUGGACGCAAGGCGGCCAUAGCUGCCGCUCAGUGUCUUCAGCAGGCUAUGAACAGCGACAUAGAUCCCGCCCUGCUUCGGUUGGAGGCAGUUCAGGAUCAGCGAAAACGUUUCGAGAAAUGGAAACAGAAGUUCUCGGCCACUGUCAGUCGAUUUAUGAACAACCUCUUUAUCCAUCUGGGCAACGAGAUCGGAGACAUGCCCGUUACAAGUACUGAGCUGACUUUGCCCAACCAUUCCAAUGUACACCGAGAACUCACGCCUUACACUGAACUGAUGCACUGGACAAAGGCCAUGGAUCGGAAAACGUACGAUGGUUUGAUGAGGGUUUACACGGCCUCGCUAAGUAAAAUCUAUGAGAGAGAUGUUAGGAAUUUCUUUAAUUUGGCUAAAAUGCAAGUCUCUGAAAAACUUCGCAGCUCGCGCGAAGAUCUGGAUAUGUCUACCUCUUCUCGAAAGUCUGCAGUGUCCACCAUCCCAUACGGCACUCUAGGCAUCAAUCGUGAACAAUGGGGACCUGGAGUGGAGAGUGCGGAUCGCAUCCGCUUUGAUGCUCUUUUGGAAAAGGUGCUAGCCGAGCUGGAACCAAUAGCCCUGCAGGAGCAGCUCUUCUGCAUUAACUUUUUCCAGAUGGAUGUGAUUAGUCCCACGACGAAGAAUACACAGACAACCCUGGAGAUGGAGAAGGCAGUGGACAUGUCGCAGUCUGUCCUGGCGGGAGCAGUUUCCCCCUCCGCAGAGGGAGUGCCUCAGAAACGGAUCGAUCGCCAGAUAAACGAGGAUGUUCGUAAGCUAAUGAUGGGUCUCUUUGGGUGUUUGGAACCCGAAUUGGUUAGCUUUAUACAAAGCUUCGAACGAGUGGAUAGUUUUUACUCUCUGUACGUUCUGGUUCGCCUCACCCAGCAUGUCAUGUCCGCCCAGGACACACAUUCCUUCCUGAGCAUGACCUUUGCUUCGGCUUUGGUUCAGGUGAAGCGUAAUUUUGAUCGCUUUAUGCAGCAACAGCUUCAGUCGAUCCGCGAAGCCAAGCUCCACAAGCGUUCCAAAGCCAUUCUGCCUUAUGUGGAGAACUUUGAGAACUUUGCCCAGACAGCGGAGGGCAUAUUCCGUAAAUCGGAUCGGCGCACUGACAUGGAGAAGUGGUACCUGCAGUUGGUUAACGCCAUCUUCGAGGGCAUUCAUCUCCACUCCCAGGAGCACCCCAAGACCCCAUCGCAGGUGGUGCGGAUGGAGAACUACCACCACAUGUAUGCACUGCUGGCCCAGCUCAAGGUACCUGGCCUGGAUGCCCUGAAAAAGGAGGCUAAAACGCGUUACACCGAGGCGUUGAAAGCUUAUGUGACUCAGUACUUCGGCCGGCCGCUCGAGAAGCUGAAUCAAUUCUUCGAGGGUGUGCAGCAGAAGGUGGCGCAGGGCGUCAAGGAGACGGAGAUCAGUUAUCAGAUGGCCUUCUCCAAGCAGGAGUUACGAAAGGUUAUAUCCCAGUAUCCGGCGAGGGAAGUGAAAAAGGGUCUGGAGAACCUAUACAAGAAGGUGGAGAAGCAUCUCAGCGAGGAGGAGAAUCUGUUACAGGUAGUGUGGCGUGCCAUGCAGGAGGAGUUCAUUGCCCAGUACAACUAUCUGGAGGAAAGAAUCCAGAAGUGCUAUGCGGGCGCCAUGAUCAAUCUAGAGUUCAAUAUCCAGGACAUACUCAACUUUUUCUCAGACAUUGCGCGGUCUCAUUGAUCACGGAAGGGGUUGUAAAGUGUCUAUGCCGACAAUUAUUUUUAAGUGCAAUAGUAUUUAAAGCGUUGUUACUUUUGAUUGGAAAAUAUAUGGCGCAAAAAUAUUUAAAA
Drosophila ananassae is the source of this 2794-nucleotide messenger RNA. RefSeq names its product exocyst complex component 1 (gene Sec3). Gene Ontology annotation, biological process: Golgi to plasma membrane transport; exocytosis. The transcript is spliced from 6 exons. Gene Ontology annotation, cellular component: plasma membrane; exocyst. Lineage: Eukaryota; Metazoa; Arthropoda; Insecta; Diptera; Drosophilidae. The coding region runs from base 15 to 2684 and encodes 889 amino acids. The record is from RefSeq and is a predicted model, not a curated record. Gene Ontology annotation, molecular function: phosphatidylinositol-4,5-bisphosphate binding.